GUCAUCUGAAACAUAUCAGACUCUUGCUACAGUGAAGUUGCAGGAAACGUCAGCAGUUCCAGAGGAAAGUUCAAAAUCUCCAAUUACAAGAGAAGAUAGGACAAGUAAACCAACAAGUGAAAUGUCUAGCAGAGACAUUGAAUCUUCUUCUGGCUCAUCAUUGUUCAGCACUGAGAAGACAACAAAUCUUCUACCUAAGGAUGACGACAGUGUUCAAACAGGUCAGACAACGACACCUUCACUUUCCACAGUAACGGGCAGAACAGAAAGUUCUUCUGCCGCUUCUCCAGUAGAUAGAGACUAUACUAGAGGCCAAACCAUUGACAUGUCCACACCAGUAUCGACUGUUGCAGGGUUAUCGUCAUCUGAUAUCGUCAAUGAGACAACACGAUCGCCUGAAGCUAUGACGAUUCAAAUAGGCACAGAACCCGAAACCUCCGGAGAAGGCUCUGCUGCUUUUGCUGACAAGUCAGUUGUGACCAUUGCCACUGCAUUCCCAACAUCUGCUGUCUCUGAUGGUAAACCCAUGAGCCCAUCAACGCUUUCUUCGAUUAUUCCAUCUGUCUCAUCAUCCACAACUCUGCAUGAUGAGUAUGAAGAAAUGAGUACAAGGUUUACAACUGUCGAGUCCAUUGAUGUACUCAGUGAAUCAAGUAUUCAACCUGACGCAGCUUCAAAGCUCAUUGUCACUGAUGAGUCAAUGAAGACAACAGCAGUUUAUACAACAAUAGACACAAAUCUCUACAGUAUUGACACAACAGUAACAACAUCUCCUGAAUCAGAGUCUGCCUCUGUGAGAACAGAACAAGGUACUUCUGGUGAAAACAUCACUAAGUCUACUGAGACACCCAUCACUAAAACCACGUCUGGCUCUUCUGCUUUCAAUAUUCUGUCCGUCUCGACAUCAAGAAAAGCCGAAACAAGUGACACUUCAAAAACAGACGUUUCUUCAGCUUCAGCGCUCCAGAGCACAGAGGAACCAACAUCAAUGUCAUCUGAAACAUAUCAGACUCUUGCUACAGUGAAGUUGCAGGAAACGUCAGCAGUUCCAGAGGAAAGUUCAAAAUCUCCAAUUACAAGAGAAGAUAAGACAAGUAAACCAACAAGUGAAAUGUCUAGCAGAGACAUUGCAUCUUCUACUGGCUCAUCGUUGUUCAGCACUGAGAAGACAACAAAUCUUCUACCUAAGGAUGACGACAGUGUUCAAACAGGUCAGACAACGACACCUUCACUUUCCACAGUAACAAGCAGAAAAGAAAGUUCUUCUGCCGCUUCUCCAGUAGAUAGAGACUAUACUAGAGGUCAAACCAUUGACAUGUCCACACCAGUCUCGACUGUUGCAGGGUUAUCGUCAUUUGAUAUCGUCAAUGAGACAACACGAUCGCCUGAAGCUAUGACGAUUCAAAUAGGCACAGAACCCGAAACCUCCGGAGAAGGCUCUGCUGCUUUUGCUGACAAGUCAGUUGUGACCAUUGCCACUGCAUUCCCAACAUCUGCUGUCUCUGAUGGUAAACCCAUGAGCCCAUCAACGCUUUCUUCGAUUAUUCCAUCUGUCUCAUCAUCCACAACUCUGCAUGAUGAGUAUGAAGAAAUGAGUACAAGGUUUACAACUGUCGAGUCCAUUGAUGUACUCAGUGUAUCAAGUAUUCAACCUGACGCAGCUUCAAAGCUCAUUGUCACUGAUGAGUCAAUGAAGACAACAGCAGUUUAUACAACAAUAGACACAAAGUCAGACAACGACACCUUCACUUUCCACAGUAACGGGCAGAACAGAAAGUUCUUCUGCCGCUUCUCCAGUAGAUAG
Messenger RNA from Xiphophorus couchianus (Monterrey platyfish), 1804 nucleotides. Its product is annotated as mucin-5AC-like. The record is from RefSeq and is a predicted model, not a curated record. The transcript has 3 exons. NCBI's taxonomy places the organism in Eukaryota, Metazoa, Chordata, Actinopteri, Cyprinodontiformes, Poeciliidae. The coding region runs from base 122 to 1804 and encodes 560 amino acids.